Diatraea saccharalis (sugarcane borer) is the source of this 1377-nucleotide messenger RNA. The record is from the annotation of a GenBank genome assembly. NCBI's taxonomy places the organism in Eukaryota, Metazoa, Arthropoda, Insecta, Lepidoptera, Crambidae.
AUGAACUUUGGCAAAUGUUUGGUAGACAAAUUGUUACAACAUAAAAACAAAGCUGCCUUGAUAAAUGGAACCACAGGUGAGGUAAUUACAUACAACGAGUUGGCACACAAAAUCUUGAGCGUCGCUUCAUCGCUUAUACAACGUGGUGUGCAAGAAGGAGAUAUAGUAGCAAUAUGCAGCGAGAACAGAAUUGAGUACUUAAUAACGCAGAUAGCGGUAUACUACGUGGGGGCAGUGAUAACGUUUAUCAAUAUUGCUUAUACAAAAGAUGAAGUAAUUCACGCAGCGAACAUCACAAAACCAAAAUAUUGUUUUAUAUCUCCGAACGCAUAUAAGCUUCAUUACAACACACUGAAGGAGUUCUGCCCUAAUGUAUUUAUUUACACAAAAACGACAGAAAACGGAGUAAGUUUCAAUGAACUAGUUUCUGGAAGACUUUUAAAUAAUUUAACACCAGCUGAUCAUCAAGGUAAAGUUAAAACCUCAUUAAUACUUUAUUCAUCUGGAACCACUGGAUUGCCAAAAGGAGCGAGAAUAACAAAUUUAAAUUUAAUUACAACCCUAUAUCAACAACAGUUAACUACAAGAGAUCUGCCUGUACUAACAGUUGCACCGUGGUGUAACACAAUGGGUGUUCUUACCUUAACUGAUGGGCUAUCAUUUGGCCGUACAAUUAUAUUUUUAGAACGAUUUGAUGAAAAUAUUUAUUUACAGGUUAUUCAAAAAUACAAGGUUGGAAUCUUAAUGAUCGCUCCACCAACGUUAAUAGUUAUGUCUAAGUCUCCAAAUGUAGAUAAAUACGAUGUAAGCUCGGUAGAGCUUAUGCACUCUGGCGGAGCACCUUUGGAUUCUGAUGUAGUAGAUGUAGAAACAAGAAAUAUUUUAGGACCGAACAAACCUGGUGAAGUUUGUGUUAAGGGUCUAUCUCUAUUCGAUGGUUACGUUGGCAAGGAACGUGGAGACGAUUACGACGAAGAUGGAUACUUCAAAACUGGUGAUGUGGCUUACUAUGAUGAGGAAGGUUACUUCUUUAUAGUAGACAGGAUCAAAGAACUGAUCAAAUACAAAGCGUGGCAGGUAUCACCUUCUGAAUUAGAAAGUAUUUUAUUGCUUCAUCCAUCAGUAAAAGAUUGCGGAGUUAUAGGAAUACCUGAUUCUACAGCUGGUGAACUACCAACAGCAUUUAUAGUUAAGAAAGAUGGUAGUUCUGUAACAGAGAAAGAAAUAGUUGACUUUGUUACAACUAAGGUUUCUCCAUGGAAAAGGUUAAGGGGUGGUGUAAUAUUUAUUGAGGAGAUUCCGAAAACGGGAAGCGGUAAAAUAUUGCGUCGUAAUCUCCGGGCAAUGGUUAAAAAUACACCUAAGAGUAAAUUGUAA